UUAGAACAAAUGUCGUCGUCGUUGUCGUGCAGCAAAAUCCGAUACAUUGUACGGAUUCGUCAGAUGCUCCGGCGGUGGCGGAAGAAGGCGUCCCGCAGGACGGCGCCGGUGGACGUGCCGUCGGGACACGUGGCGGUGGCGGUCGGGUCGAACCGGAGGCGGUUCGUGGUACGGACGGCUUACCUGAACCACCCAAUCUUCAAAAAGCUAUUGGUCCAGGCGGAGGAGGAGUACGGGUUCACCAACACCGGUCUGCUGGCGAUCCCCUGCGACGAGUCCCUCUUCGAGAACCUUCUCCGGUUCCUCGCCCUCGCCGCGGCGCCCCGGACAGCGACCUUCGAGGACUUCCAGAGAUUCUGCUGCCACGGCGGCGCCGGCGCCGGAAUUGAGCUCUGCACUGAAUCGUGGCCGCUUUUGUACGGAAUCACCGGAAAGACUGUGUACUGAACCGAACCGGUCGAGUUAAGGGCAAUUGGGUAAUUUGAUUAUUAGGUAGAAAGAAACCCAAUUGAUCGAUGAUGUAAAUGAAAUUGGGAAUCCAUUUUUAAUGA
This is a messenger RNA of Andrographis paniculata, 551 nucleotides long. Its product is annotated as protein SMALL AUXIN UP-REGULATED RNA 12-like. The record is from RefSeq and is a predicted model, not a curated record. NCBI's taxonomy places the organism in Eukaryota, Viridiplantae, Streptophyta, Magnoliopsida, Lamiales, Acanthaceae. The transcript has a single exon. Bases 10 to 447 code for a protein of 145 amino acids. Gene Ontology annotation, biological process: response to auxin.